GCGGACGGGCCAAUCGGAGGUCCGCGGGCGACGCAGGGGGGCCUCGGCCACAUGAGGUGCGACGCGGGCGGCCCGCUGGUGUGGCACUCAAGGUGGAAGGCGGAGGCGUGGUUGCACGACUCGGACUGGAUCUGCCAGCAGCAUGAGAUGAAUCGCAGGCGGGCUGAGCUUGGCAGUUGCUACGACCACGUGACCUGCGCGGAGUUUGCGUCGCUCGAGCCGAUCUGCCGCCAGAUCCAGCUCAUCGAGGAGCUGCGCUACGAGGACACCGUCACCGCGCAGGUGGGCGCGUGGGACACGACAGGGGGGAAGGACAAGAGCGCCGAAGCCGCCAGCGAGAACUUGCUGGCGAUGGAGGCGGACCACUACAUGGGGGGUUCGGCGAGCAUGGGCAACCGGGCAACCUGUGCGUCGCAGCAGCCUUCGCGGAGGGUGCAGGCGCUUCGGUGCCACCUGGGCGAGUCCUGCGUUUUCGUGGGGGCCGCGCUUCCACCAGUGUUUUCACGAUGGACCCUGGAGUUCGCCAGCGUGAUGUGCUCCCCCUACCUGCUCUGGCGGUGGGCGCCCGCGCGGAAGCCUGCCGCGGCCGUCGGGGGCGCCAGCGCGCCCAGCGCGCGCGUCAAGCCCUGCGACAAGGACCUGGUGUCCUGGCCUGAUCUUUCGACGGCUCCAGUUGAUGUCGCUGAUCUCGUCGGGGAGGCCGAGCGCGAAUGUUUGUCGGGAUGGAGACGGACCAUGCUCAAGAGUGGGUCGUCUGCUUCAGAUCUGAGUGCGGCUUCGGUGCCGCAGCGUCCUCGCGUCGACCCGAUUUUGGGCAACAGCCCCAGGGCCUACGCCGGCUUCGUGGGGGAGUUGCUGCAGGGUGGUAGGAUCCCUUUCCGUGUGGCGCGGGUUGGUGAUCCUUAUAGCUUGGGCUUUUUCUUUGUCGAGAAGGUUGGCAAGGGCGCGCUUCGCCUCGUCUUCGACACGAGGGUGGCGAACGAGGGUUUCGCGGCCCCGCCCAAGACCGCGCUCCCCACGGCGGCGGCGCGGGCCGCCCUGGAGUCGGACUACCCCGCGGUGCUGGCCCAGGGCGACAUCCAGUGCGCGUUUUACCACAUGCUUGUGCCGAAGGGCAUGGAGGAGCUGUUUACGUUGCCCAUUAUCUCCAAUCGUUUGCUCAAUGUCAAGCAGAUCGACAGCGUGGCAGCCGCGGGCUACGUCGACAACUUCGCCAUCGUGGGGGGCGACCCCGUUGCUGUUACUUCCGAGAGGGAUGAGGUGACCCGCGCGCUGGAGGCUUGGGGGCUACCUGUGCACUCGCUCGACACCGCCUCGGCCGUAUCCGUGUUCACGGGUCUCGAGAUCAAUGGCGAGCUUGGGGCCGUGAGGGUGAAGCCUGCGAGCGUCGUGCGCCUUCGGCAGGCGCUGCUGGCGGUUUUGCGGCGAGGCGCCGCCUCGCCUCGCAUGCUCGAAGUCCUUCUGGGUCACAUCGCGUGGACGAUGAUCUGCAAAAGAGAGACCCUCUGCAUCCUGUCGUCUGUAUACGCUUUUAAGUCCCAGAAAGACCCUGGAGUCAGGCCCCUGUGGGCCUCCGCCAAGUUCGAGCUCUGGUGUGUGGCUAGUAUUUUACCGUUGUGGACUUCGCACAUGAAUAUCCCCUGGGGCUCCCACGUCCCGGCUUCGGACGCCUCGCCUAUCGGUGUGGGCGUGUGUACUCGCAGGGAGGUCGGGCCUCGAGUGGCCGACAUUGGGAGGCAGGCGGAAAGGUGGAGGUAUCGUUGUACUGCGGCGGUUUCGGCACGAUCGAGCGCGCUGGGCCUCGGAGGGCCCCCCGACGACUUCGACGUCAUCGAGGGGCUCUUGGACUCGAACCCUGAGGGCUUCUGCAAGGGCUUCCACGAGAUCCCCGAGGAGCUCAUGCAGGUCUCGUCGUGGGCCACCGUGAUCUCCAGGAGGCAUUGGAACCCGUCCAAGAACAUCCUAGAUCGCGAAGGAGUGGUGCGGGGGGCCCUCAGCUUCUUCGAGAACGCCGCGUUGUCGGACCCCGCUCGGGCUCGGUGCCGCUGCCGCGCCCUGCGCGCCCUGGGCUGGUUGGGCUGGCACGUGCUGAACUUCUCCACCGCCAGCCAGCUGGACAGCAUCCUCGUGUGCUGCCUGACGGACUUAUCCCUGGACGGCUUCGUCACAGCGACUGGGAGGAUGACGGUCGCGGCGAUGCGCCACCUCCUGCCGCUCAUCCCAGUCGGGAAGCGGCCACCCCCGCGGUCGGUGCGAGCCCUCGAUGGUGGGCGUUGCCUGAUGCCGCCACAGUUGCGCCUGGUUCCUCCUCGCUUGGUCGCGGCUGCAGUCGCAGGCUGGCUGAUUUGGAGGAACCUGCCCAGCCUGGCGGUCAUCGUGGCGCUGGUCUGCCACGCAUACUUCAGGCCGUCGGAAGCCUACAGGCUGCGCGUGGGCUCGCUGGUGCCGCCGAUCUCAGGGUCGGGCGUCAACCCGUGGGGCAUCGUCGGGGGCGAAGCGAAGUCGGGCCGCCGUGGCGUGGCUGGGGUGGUGGACGAGUCGGUGCUGGGCGACGUUCCCGAGCUCUGGCCCGUGCUGCACGCGCCGGUGCCCAGCGCGUUUGCGGACGCCAGCCUCUGGGACUUCAGGCCCGCCGUGGUGCGCGCGAUGUUCCGCCAGGCCUUGCGCGAGCUGGGGCUGCAGUAG
Messenger RNA from Prorocentrum cordatum, 2685 nucleotides. The record is from the annotation of a GenBank genome assembly. Lineage: Eukaryota; Dinophyceae; Prorocentrales; Prorocentraceae.